GCACGAGCAGUAGUACUACAAAGGGAAAUCUGUACAGGACAAACAAAACGUGGGCGUUUUACGGAAACAGAUAGUUGUUUUGAUUCUUUUCAUUCUUUCCUUCCCCUUCGAUACAUUGUACUUCUAUGUCCUGAGAGCAAUGACCCUCACCGAUGACGACUCAAGUAUAGAAUAUUCCGAAGACAAAGACAAUGUGGAUUCAUCAAUAAAAUCCAGUACAAAGGCUAUCGACAAUGAUACCGAAGGUUGCCCUGAUGAUCAAGGUCCGUUCAAUAUUGUCCUUGUCGACAUUAGAAAGACGGCUGAACAACGACGUGUUUAUUGCGAAGAAGUUGAGCUUCUGGGUAGUCAGAAAGUGGAGUAUAUGACUUUGUCUUAUCGCUGGGGAGAGAUGAACGAGCAGGUAGUACGAGCUACUGAUGAUUAUGAUGCCCAUGUCACUUCAUUUUUAUUGAAUGAUUUUCUUCGCCUGUGCAGACGAAUCAUGAGGGAACCUGACCUGAAAAAGAUCAAGUACGUGUGGGUGGAUGCCAUCUGUAUCGAUCAAAGAAAUGAAAAGAGUAAGAAGGAUACCAUUUAUCGGAUGAAUGAUAUUUACGAGAACGCAGCAUAUAUUGUUGCCGUACCUGAUUUAAAUAUGCAAUACUGGUUGAAUGUCAGCAAGGCAUAUGCUAGGAUGUGGCAAAAGAUAAAAAAAUACAGAUGGUACAUCUAUUAUGCUAUUACUGAAAAUAUCGAAGGAAUGGAUCGACUGGAUGAAGAGUGGAUGGAUACCCUAGGUAUUCCAGUCGAUGACAAAAGUCGACAUACUCUCAAAACUAGUUUAAAUCUCAAGAGUAAACGAGAUUCGGAUGAUGAAGAAGAAGAAGAGAUGAAUGCAUGCCGCGAAAUAUCAUUCAAAAAAGAUAUUCAAAAUACGGAUGAUUACUAUGAAAACAUGCAAAAUUGGUUAAUCAAGUAUCAGCGUAAUGCAUGGAAGCGAUUGGAAAAGAAAAGAAGAAGACAAAUCCUGAAUGCUCUCGAACACCUAACGGAUUUAUUUGGAGAUUGGGCAAAUCGAACGUGGGUCAUCAGUGAAUAUCAUAUUGCUAAAAAACACAACGAUGGAAAGAUGAAAUAUUGGUUCAUUCAUCUUAAUUCUGAACAUAUUUUCCAUGAUGAAUAUUUUUUCACAUUUGAUUUCAAUGAUCAAAGCAUACCUCCUUCUCAAUCAUUCCGUCGUUUGAUCUAUUUAGCAUACCAUCUUACCAUCAAGAAAAAAAUGAUCUAUCGUUCCUUUGUCGAUAAGAUAUUGAACUCUCGAGCUAGUAGAAAUGAAGAUCGAUUCCAUGCCAUGUUACCUUUGUUACCAAAGUACAACAAGAUCAUACGAACCAAGGAUACCAUCUCUAGUUGGAAUAUCACUGACAUGACAUCCGUCAGAUUAAAACUUUAUGAAAUUUUAGAUCCUAUGGACAAAUUCCAACUAUUUUAUUGUUCCUCUUAUAUGAUCCGUGCCGUUUUACCCACUUUUGCUUCAAACUUUAAUGAAGAAAAUCCCGCUUACACCAUGCGCAUCUUUAUGAAUCAUCCAGUUUCCGAGUAUAAUUUUGAUAUCACUGAUCAUGCCUCGAUCAUCCUGGAAACUCAUCCAUCCUACCAUAUGAAUCAUGAUUAUCAGGGACCGUGUCUUCAUGUGCGUCCAAAGAGAUAUUACAUGUACCAAUCCACCGAAUCAUCAUUGGAAGAGAUGGAUGGACUCAAGAGAUACAAUAGGUCAUUUAGGCAAUUAGGUCUUGAAUGUACACCAGAUUCUUUAACUCUAGUGAAAAUUCUAGCUAUUUUCCGUGAUGAAGAUCAAGAUCAAUAUUGUCCCAAAUUGGCAGUUCGACUUCUUGGCAGUAUAAAAAGGAAUAUUUGGAUAUUAUGUAGUUUUGAUGAUACUAAAUUUGAAUCACAACGUCAUAUCAAUACUGAUUAUAUAUUUCAUGUUUAUUGACCAAAUAAUAAAAAAAAAAA
Messenger RNA from Halteromyces radiatus, 1998 nucleotides. RefSeq lists its product as uncharacterized. The transcript has 3 exons. The record is from RefSeq and is a predicted model, not a curated record. Lineage: Eukaryota; Fungi; Mucoromycota; Mucoromycetes; Mucorales; Cunninghamellaceae. Bases 140 to 1978 code for a protein of 612 amino acids.